This is a messenger RNA of Dermacentor silvarum, 1941 nucleotides long. Its product is annotated as endothelin-converting enzyme 2-like. Lineage: Eukaryota; Metazoa; Arthropoda; Arachnida; Ixodida; Ixodidae. The record is from RefSeq and is a predicted model, not a curated record. Gene Ontology annotation, cellular component: plasma membrane. Gene Ontology annotation, molecular function: metalloendopeptidase activity. Gene Ontology annotation, biological process: protein processing. The transcript has 4 exons. The coding region runs from base 830 to 1834 and encodes 334 amino acids.
CAACAGCUGGACACUGGCGUGGACCCUUGUGACGACUUCAGUGCUCACGUCUGUCGACGCUGGAUGCCUCGCAAGCACUUGUCACGCUCAGAGCUGUCCGAUAUGGUCCUGUCUUGGCUACACAAACUUCCGGAAACCCUUACCAAAGGUGUGGUCCACUUCCCCACCGGCAAGAAAGUGGCCGCCAUGUUUAACACCUGCAUAACGGAGACGGGGUCGCAGAUUCACAUCAUGCGAGAAUUCAUGCGCAAACGUGGAAUUGUUUGGCCAGAGAACCCAGACGAACCAGUUCAUCCUGCGAAGGUACUCUUCGACCUAUCCUUCAACUGGAACGUACACCUUUUGUUCACUUUGAAGGUCCUCCCCGCAAUUCCAACGAAACAGCCAAGGCGAAUCUACAUUGCACCGAACGAGCUUAUGCUGUUGUGGAAAGCUAUUAUGGACCUGAUACCCAAGGAAUAUUUUCAGAAAGUAUACGCCGAUAUCUUAAAGCUCUUUUCUAACAACAAAAGCAUUGAGCCGGAUAUUGAAGAUAUGCUGGAUACAGGCAAAAUGCUUCACGGCGUCUUCAACACCUUGGUAUCGCCGUGUCCUUGCAAAGCACGCAUUCCAGGAUUGUUCUCCUUGAGCGAUAUUGACACUUCCAUUUCCGAUGGCGAACACAUGAUGAACGUGCUUAACUCUGCGAUGGGAAUCGAUCCACCUUUCACGAUGGAUGACUUGGUGCUUGUGAGCGACAUGCUUCAGCUUGCGAAUAUCAUGAAUAUAACACAUCAAGUCGACGACAAGUCCAUACUGCGCCACCUGUCAUGGUUGUUUGUGGUGGCGCAUGCGGCGGUGGCCGACCCCGCGGCCGUUCUGCUCGUCUUUCACGGCAGUAAGCACCAUGCUGAAGAGGAACGGCCUCGAUUCUGCGCUAGUCAGGUCGAGCCAAGCUACAAGCUCCUUAUCUCCGCUAUGGCCUCUGCAGCGCACUUCUCGGAGGAUGAGCAGGUGGCGCAUUGUCAACCAUCUGCAAGAUAUCGUGCAGGUUGCCGCGCAAAAAACGCGUGCUUCUUCGUGGCUCGACAACGAGACGAAACAUGCUGCCGUGGCGAAGCUCACUAACGUGCGCACCAUAGUGUGGCCUUCGGACAAGUUUCUCACUGCGAAGGCACUUGAGAAAGUGUACGGAAACUUCACCGACAGUGCUCCGUCGUUCGUGGAGUACUGGAUCGAGACGCGUCGCAGCCAGCGCCUGAUGUUCGGCUCCGAGGCGGCUGAGCAGGAGCUGCUCCUACGUGACAACGCACAACUACCAUACGUGGAAUACGUACACGUUCUCAACCGCCUGUCGGUUGCCCUUGGAGCACUGGCACCACCGCUCUACUACCAGGAUGGCACCAAGGCCAUGUUGCACGGCGGGGUCUUGUAUCAGUACGCUCGGGAGCUUCUCAGGGCCAUUGACAAUGAGGGAGUUAAGAUCAACCAGCACGGUGAGUUCGUGUGGAAUUGGUUGAGCGAGGACCAGCGGGAACCGUUCAAGAAACGCACACAAGACUGCCUGCCCAAUAACGUCAGCAUCUUUCCAGAGGUUCCCGCGAUGGAGGUGGCGUACGAAGCUUUCAAGCGAAACGUCAAUGAAAAUGAGGCUCAGCUAGCACCGGAUUUAACGGAAGAGAAAGUGUUCUUCAUCACCGCAUGUCUCCCGUCUUGCGCUGUGACGCCCGCUGACAACCUCUACGGCGGCGACUGCAACAAGGCAGUGAUGAACUUCGCGCCGUUCGCCGAAGCAUUCGGCUGUCCCGUGGGCUCAAAUAUGAACCCGGCGACGAAGUGUACCUUCUAUGACUGAAUUUCUCACCUUGACGGACUCUUCCUUGCCUCGGCUCUGCUUUUAAAGCAUACAUACUCUUUUAUGUGCUGCGUUGCGUUCAAGUGUAGAGGGUAUUUUUCAUAGUA